AUGAGUGAAAGAGGCGACCGCAAACACCUGGCCAAAAAACAUGCUUCAAUAUGUUACUGUGAAUCCUCAUUCCAGUUUAAGACCUCGAAGAGACUUACAUCUGUACGAUUACACCUUGUGCUUGUCAAGGCAGAGGUGUACUCCACGGGGUCCGACAACAUGUUGGAAUUUCGUACUGUUUUCAACCACGAACACGAUACAACGAACAACUCGUCGGCGUACUCGAAAUCAGAAAGCUGUUCGUUGUGUCGCAUCAUCAAUCAGCAAACGAACUUCUACGGUAUUCCACCAGCGAGAAGCGAGUUGAGAAGACUCUAA
Molecule: messenger RNA, 318 nt
Organism: Necator americanus (New World hookworm)
Lineage: Eukaryota; Metazoa; Nematoda; Chromadorea; Rhabditida; Ancylostomatidae
Exons: 3
Coding region: 1-318 (105 amino acids)
Source: RefSeq, a predicted model, not a curated record